This is a messenger RNA of Solanum verrucosum, 3786 nucleotides long. Its product is annotated as LRR receptor-like serine/threonine-protein kinase RGI2. Lineage: Eukaryota; Viridiplantae; Streptophyta; Magnoliopsida; Solanales; Solanaceae. Gene Ontology annotation, molecular function: ATP binding; protein dimerization activity; protein kinase activity. Bases 1 to 3786 code for a protein of 1261 amino acids. Gene Ontology annotation, biological process: protein phosphorylation. The record is from RefSeq and is a predicted model, not a curated record. The transcript is spliced from 3 exons.
AUGUCGAGGCGAUUCUUGGACCUCCCAAAUCUUGUUAUCUUUCUAACUUUUUUUCUUCUAUUACAUAACUUUGCUCUUCCUUCAAAUGAAGUUGAUGUCCUGUUUUCUUGGCUUCAUUCUACUAAUUCACCAAUUCCUCAAGCAUUCUCAAACUGGAAUCCUUCAGAUUCCAAUCCUUGUAAAUGGUCUCAUAUAGUUUGUUCUUCUAAUCUUUUCGUUACACAAAUUGAUAUUCAGUUUAUUCAGUUGGCUCUUCCUUUUCCUUCUAAUAUGUCCUCUUUACAAUCCUUGCAAAAACUGAUCAUUUCUGGUGCUAAUCUCACUGGAACAAUCCCACAGGAUAUUGGAGAUUGUGUUUCACUUGUAACACUUGAUGUUAGUUCAAAUGGUCUUGUUGGUACCAUACCGAAAACUAUUGGUAACCUUAGAAAUCUUGAAGAUUUGAUUUUGAACUCUAAUCAACUAACAGGGGAAAUUCCAGGAGAGGUUGGCAAUUGCAUUAACCUGAAAAAUCUUAUUAUCUUUGACAAUAUGUUUAGCGGAAAUCUUCCUUCCGAACUUGGAAAACUUGGAGUUUUAGAAAAUAUAAGAGCAGGAGGGAAUAAAGAUAUUAGUGGGAAAAUUCCGGAUGAGCUUGGGAAUUGCAAGAACUUGAUAGUGUUGGGACUUGCUGAUACGAAAAUUUCAGGUUCGCUUCCUCCAUCUUUGGGUAACUUGGGAAAGCUUCAGGUAUUAUCUAUUUAUACUACAAUGCUUUCUGGAAAAAUACCUUCAGAAAUAGGCAACUGCUCAGAGCUAGUUGACUUGUAUUUAUACCAAAAUAGUCUGUCAGGUUCACUGCCAGCAGAGUUGGGAAAGCUUCAGAAAGUAGAAAAGAUGCUGCUUUGGCAAAAUAAUCUUGAUGGGCUAAUUCCUGAUGAAAUUGGGAAUUGCAAAAGUUUGGUUAUUCUUGAUCUUUCUUUGAAUUUUUUAAGCGGGAGCAUCCCUUGGUCAUUCGGGAACCUUACGAAUCUCCAAGAGUUGAUGAUUAGUAACAACAACAUUUCUGGUUCAAUCCCAUCGGUUCUUUCUAAUGCGACAAAUCUGUUACAGUUUCAGAUGGAUACGAAUCAAAUUUCAGGCUCAAUUCCUCCGGAAAUGGGGCAGUUGAAGGAGCUAAAUGUAUUCUUUGCUUGGCAGAACAAGCUUGAAGGAAGCAUUCCUCCUGCAUUGGGUGGUUGCAGAAGCCUACAAGCUCUGGACUUAUCACAUAAUCUUCUUACUGGUAGCUUACCUCCUGACCUUUUUCAAUUAACUAAUUUAACGAAGCUUCUGUUGAUUUCCAAUGAUAUUUCUGGUUUUAUCCCACCUGAGAUAGGUAAUUGUAGCUCUCUUAUUCGUAUACGACUUAUUGGCAAUAAACUUAGCGGACAAAUUCCAAGAGAGAUAGGAUUUCUAGACAACCUUAGUUUUCUUGAUCUCUCCGAGAACCACCUUACAGGAUCCGUUCCUGAGGAGAUUGGCAAUUGCAAGACACUGCAAAUGCUCAAUCUAUCUAAUAACACUCUAAGUGGGAAUUUACCUAGCUCUCUUUCUUCUCUCAGUAGGCUAGAGAUUUUGGAUGUUUCCUUGAAUCAGUUUAACGGACAGAUUCCAGCGAGCUAUGGUCAACUUGCUAACCUUAACCGGCUUGUUCUUAGUAAGAAUGCCUUCUCUGGAUCGAUUCCCCCAACUCUCGGCAAUUGUUCAAGCCUUCAAUUGCUUGAUCUCAGCAGCAAUGAGUUCUCAGGGAACAUGCCAGUGGAAUUGUUUGACAUUCAGACACUUGACAUUGCCUUGAAUUUAAGCUGGAACAUCUUGAGUGGGGUAGUCCCACCGCAGAUAUCUGCCUUAAACAAACUUUCAGUACUAGAUCUUUCCCACAACAAGCUUGAAGGAGACCUGUUGUCUCUUUCGGGGCUUGAAAAUCUGGUUUCCUUGAAUGUUUCCUACAACAAUUUUACCGGCUACCUCCCUGAUAAUAAGUUGUUCAGGCAAUUAUCAUCCGCAGAGAUGGCUGGCAACAAAGGUUUGUGCUCAUUGGGACAUGAUUCUUGUUUCUUGAGCAAUGUUGAAGGCGGGGGAAUGAUGAGUAAUAGCAAUGUAAGACGGUCAUGGAGGCUGAAAUUGGCAAUUGCACUCCUUUCUGUGGUGACUAUAGCCUUGGCACUCCUUGGAAUGCUGGCAAUUUACAGAGUGAGGAAAAUGAGUAGAGAAGAUAAUGAUUCUGAAUUUGGAGGAGGGGAUUCAUCGGCUUGGAAGUUUACUCCAUUCCAGAAGUUGAAUUUUUCGGUUGAACAAAUUUUGAGAUGCCUAGUGGAAUCCAAUGUUAUUGGAAAGGGAUGCUCCGGGGUUGUUUAUCGUGCAGAACUAGAAAAUGGUGAAGCAAUUGCAGUCAAGAAGCUAUGGCCAACCACAUUGGCAACUGGAUACAACUGCCAAAAUUUAAAGUCAGGAAUUAGUGGAGGUGUUCGCGAUUCUUUCUCAACCGAGGUAAAAACCCUUGGCUCCAUCCGUCACAAGAACAUCGUUAAGUUCUUAGGUUGCUGCUGGAAUCAAAACACUAGGUUACUCAUGUAUGACUACAUGCCUAAUGGAAGCCUAGGUAGCCUUCUACACGAACGAAGUGAUGGAUGUUUGGAGUGGGAAUUGAGAUACAAGAUUGUCCUAGGUGCAGCUCAAGGGCUUGCUUAUUUACACCACGAUUGUACACCUCCAAUUGUUCAUAGGGACAUCAAGGCCAACAACAUUCUCAUUGGUCUUGACUUUGAGCCAUACAUUGCAGAUUUUGGUAUAGCCAAACUCGUCGAUGAUGGAGAUUUUGCUCGAUCCUCCAAUACAGUAGCUGGCUCCUACGGAUACAUAGCACCAGAAUAUGGAUACAUGAUGAAAAUAACAGAGAAAAGUGAUGUUUAUAGCUUUGGAGUAGUUGUGUUAGAGGUGUUAACAGGAAAGCAGCCAAUUGAUCCUACAAUACCAGAUGGAGUACACAUUGUGGAUUGGGUGAGGCAGAAAAGAGGCAGUGAUGAAGUCUUAGAUGUGAGCUUAUGUGGUCGUCCUGAAUCAGAAGUUGAUGAGAUGAUGCAGACUAUAGGAGUAGCUAUGCUGUGUGUUAAUCCAUCACCAGAUGAUAGACCAACGAUGAAAGAUGUCGCAGCAAUGCUGAAAGAGAUGAGACAUGAAAGAGAAGAGUACCAAAAAGUUGAUACGCUCCUUAAAGAUGGAGGAGACAAUAAGAGUAGUAGUGAUGGAGGGCCAUCUUCAAAGAUGCAUAGCUUGUACUUGCAAAGCAAUAAUACAAGCUUUUCUGCAUCUUCAUUGUUACAUUCUUCUUCCUCCAACACCAAGAAUAUUGAUGCAAAUAAGUUUGCAAUUCAAACUGGAGCAGAUGUUGGUGUUAUGCUCUUUACACCAAGUGGAAAAUCGUGCUCCUAUGGUUCCACAAGCAUAGAAGAAAUAAUUGAUAAAUUUCUCAAAGUGAAACAAGAGGAUCGCAAACGUGAUUAUGCUGAGGGUAAAUCAAAUGGUUUUGAGGCAUUGGAGGAUCUCCAUAAAGAAUUGCAAGCAUGGAAUGAGAAAGAUAAAAAAAGAAUAUUAAUGCAUAAGAUUAUGCACCUUGGCUCAGAAAUACCUUCAGAUAAACACAUGGAGGAGCAGAAGCUGACAUUGAAGUUGCGGGUAGAGAAAUUUAAAAAAGAAACACAAAGUGCUAUUUUGACUGAGCAUCUGAAGUUUGAUUUAAAUGUUGCCCCUGAGCCAGAAGAGUAG